AGAAACCGGGAGCCAGCGGACAAUGUGCUGUGAAUAGACAAGGAAACAGGUGCCAGAGAAAUGUUACCACUUCAAGAAGCUCCAAGCCCCCCCACUUCUGGUCCGAAACAGUGUGGGAUAGGAUGCAAUAUCAAUACAAAUGAACACGGUGAGCUAUUCGUCACCAAGGUUAUCCCCGGUGGCCCAGCAGCGUUCUCUUGCAACGUAGCAGUCGAGGACGUUAUCCUAUGCGUUGAUGGAGUCAGUGUGGUUGGUGAGACCGUGGAUGAUGUGAAGCGGCGAAUCGUUGGGCCUGAAGGGAUACCGAUUGAAGUUACUUUGAGACACAAGAGACAUUCCGGCGAGGUGAAAGAGCAUGUCGUCCGACUUCUUCGUCAACCCCCCGUGCCAUUUCCGGAACGGCUGAGCGAGGGGCCAAUCGGACUUGGACUGGACCUUGAGAGGAUGGAUGAUGGCUCGCUGGUGGUUCGCAAACUUCAGAAUGGGGGAGCGGCGUCGCUGUCAAAUCAAAUCAGAGUUGGUGACAAGAUUGUACUUGUUGACGGGAUCCGCAUGAAUGAUGUGGGACAACCGAGGGAUUUCUCGUCGAUCCUAAAGGGAAGGCCUUUUUCAAGGGUUUCGUUGGGCAUUGUUAGCAAUGGAAUAUUGAGAAAUGUUGAAAUUGUGAGGACUGUAGUACUCAUGGGGGAAUUUCUGAUCAAGUUUAAUUCGUAUCAAAGUGCGCUGAACCACGCCAUCGUCGAGCCACCUCCGCCAAGGAGAGAUCCUGCCGUCUUCAUUCCGGAGCUGUUUCAAAAGCAUGAGAAGUCUCCUGCAAACUCUUCGAGCUAUGGGUUGGAUGAGUACUCGCGGCAAAAUCUACAGCCUGGCAUGGGAGUUCGCCGAUACAGAGCACCCGCGAGACAAGAUCUGUCUGCCAUCCAAGGUGAUGAUAUUAGAUCGGAAACGAGACAUGGAGCUGCUAUCUGCCACGAGGAGUACCGUGGUGAACAUGUGCACACAGCAUUCAGACCGUUGAUAGCACGUGGGGGCAUCCAAGAAACCUCGCCCGGCGUGGCUGAUAUUCUCACGCCUCAUGUUUCCUUCUCGUCGAGAGACAGCAUAGCAUCCAUUGUCAGACAGCAAUUCGGGGACCAAGUGGACGGGAUUCGUACAGUCGAGGGGCGUGAAAACUCAUUCUUGUAUUCUUGGCCGCAUUCGCACGUGCCGAAGUUGUCGAAGAGUGCGAUGGCACAGGCUGGUUUCGUGUUCGCUCCUGACUCCGAGUGCCCUGACAAGGUGCUCUGCGUCUUUUGUGGGCUGGAGUUGGCAUACUGGGAAGAAGGCGACGACCCUUGGGUUGCGCAUCAUGACGCGUCGCCCGGCUGUUCGUUCUGGAGGAAGAGCAGCUCGGCGGGGGAGCGCUUGAGCAAGGAGAUGUUUACUGGGUACGGGUCGCCGUAUCACUCCAUAUUCUUUUCACCUGGGGUAGAGAGAUCGUUGGGCAACUUCAACUUCAGAGGUACAGACAGGCUCAUUGUGACAUAGGGAGGAAGAGAGAAGAGGCUGGAGGGAAAGGAGGAAGUGAAGGGAGGAGGCUGAAUGUGGAUUUGUUGGAUCUGAUAUUAUACUUACAACCUG
Guillardia theta CCMP2712 is the source of this 1620-nucleotide messenger RNA. RefSeq lists its product as hypothetical. The transcript is spliced from 22 exons. The coding region runs from base 61 to 1527 and encodes 488 amino acids. The record is from RefSeq and is a predicted model, not a curated record. Gene Ontology annotation, molecular function: protein binding. NCBI's taxonomy places the organism in Eukaryota, Cryptophyceae, Pyrenomonadales, Geminigeraceae.